Panthera uncia (snow leopard) is the source of this 951-nucleotide messenger RNA. RefSeq names its product olfactory receptor 13C7-like. The record is from RefSeq and is a predicted model, not a curated record. Gene Ontology annotation, cellular component: membrane. The transcript has a single exon. The coding region runs from base 7 to 951 and encodes 314 amino acids. Gene Ontology annotation, biological process: G protein-coupled receptor signaling pathway. NCBI's taxonomy places the organism in Eukaryota, Metazoa, Chordata, Mammalia, Carnivora, Felidae. Gene Ontology annotation, molecular function: olfactory receptor activity; G protein-coupled receptor activity.
UGUACGAUGGACAGGUUCAAUCAGACCUCCCCUGUGGUGGGGUUCAUUCUCCUGGGACUCUCAGCCCAUCCAAGGCUGGAGAAAACAUUCUUUGUGCUCAUUCUACUGAUGUACCUGGUGAUCCUGCUGGGCAAUGGGGUCCUCAUCCUGGUGACCAUCCUUGACUCCCGCCUGCACACGCCCAUGUACUUCUUCCUGGGGAACCUCUCCUUCCUGGACAUCUGCUACACAACCUCCUCUGUCCCCCUCAUUCUCGACAGCUUCCUGACCCCCAGGAAAACCAUCUCUUUCUCAGCCUGUUUUGGGCAGAUGUUUCUCUCUUUUGCCAUGGGAGCUACAGAGUGUGUCCUUCUGGGCAUGAUGGCAUUUGAUCGCUAUGUGGCCAUCUGUAACCCCCUGAGAUACUCUAUGGUCAUGAACAAGGCUAUAUACAUACCCAUGGCUGCUGGCUCCUGGGCAGCUGGUAUCACCAACUCUGUAGUUCAGACAUCCCAGGCUAUGAGGCUGCCCUUCUGUGGGGACAAUGUCAUCAAUCACUUCACCUGUGAGAUCCUGGCUGUCCUGAAGUUGGCCUGUGCUGACAUUUCUAUGAAUGUGAUCAGCAUGGUUGUGGCUAAUGUGAUCUUCCUGGGGGUCCCAGUUCUGUUCAUUUUUGUCUCCUAUGUAUUCAUCAUUGCUACCAUCCUGAGGAUCCCCUCAGCUGAGGGGAAGAAAAAGGCCUUCUCCACCUGCUCUGCCCACCUCACAGUUGUGGUCAUCUUCUAUGGAACCAUCCUCUUCAUGUAUGGGAAGCCCAAAUCCAGGGACCCCCUGGGGGAAGAUAAGCAAGACCUUUCAGAUAAGCUCACCUCCCUUUUCUAUGGGGUGGUGACCCCCAUGCUCAACCCCAUCAUCUACAGCCUAAGGAACAAGGAUGUGAAGGCUGCUGUGAAGAACCUGGUACAUCAAUAA